AUGUUUCAAAAUGUACCUGAAGAAGCAAGAAAAACCAUUCUCAAGAAUUUAAACGCAAUGACUUCUAUUAAUGAGCAGAACUCCUACUUAUGUGGAUUGAUUACGGUACUCCUCAUUCGCCGAAGAAGGCCUAGGAAAGAUGAAGACGUAGCAAAUUUGAGAAGUAGUGCAUAUUCUUACAGGGUACGUUUUAGAACUGAUAAUAGCUUACAGGAAAUAAAUAUUGUAGACAGCUUUUAUUGUGUGUUCAUGGAAUAA
This is a messenger RNA of Acanthoscelides obtectus, 258 nucleotides long. Lineage: Eukaryota; Metazoa; Arthropoda; Insecta; Coleoptera; Chrysomelidae. The record is from the annotation of a GenBank genome assembly.